AUGGAAGCCUUCAACUUCGCGACGUCUCUUGACCUGACCGAGCUGUCGGUCCAUGUUCGCAUAGAUCGUCUCGAUGGAAACCAAAAGCCCAUACCCUACUCGGUUUUACUCAAGCGACCGGACCUAAGGCACCGAGCUUCCAAUAUCAACCCACACUUCGAGCUGUACGUCACUGCCCAAAUAUGGGCAGAUAGCAAGCCCCUCACCGUCCCUGUUCAGACCGCCUACAAGUCCUUCAAGAACGCGCGUAUGUGGAACGAAUGGCUCCAGCUACCCGUCACGUAUGCGAACCUCCCCGCCUCGGCCCAGAUAGCCAUCACAGUAUGGGAUCUGUCGCCUGCCGAAGAUACCGACUCGAAUCUCCACGCCGUGCCCUUUGGUGGCACGACGAUACCCCUCUUCGACAACGACAACACGCUGCACAAGGGUAGGCAACGCUGCCGGAUACACCGCUUCAAGGCAGCCGAUGGCCUGACCAACACUACAACGCCAUGGGUAAUACCGCCGGCGCGAACAAGUAGAAAAGCCGAGGUGGUCGAGGAUACCAUGGACGAGCAAGUCGCUGAGAUGGAAAGGCUGGAAGGCUUGCUGAAGAAGCAAGAGAUGGGCGACCUGCCAACUAACAACUGGCUCGACGCUCUGGUAUACAAGAAGAUGAUGCAAAUACGGAAAGAGUCGCUCAAAGCCGAGGCAGCAGCUCUGAAUCGGCAGAGCAAGACGAACGGCACGAAUGGCUCCACAGAUAGCGAAGACCAGGAACUCUUUUAUCUCGACAUCGAGCUCCCCCGCUUCGACCACGCCAUCGUCUUCUCCGAUGUCGAGUACCCACCGCCCCCCGUUUCAGACUUGCGAUUACCUGCCGAAGCCGACGUGAGGCUGCGGCCUCCACCUGAAGUGUCCUUCGGUCCGGGCAUCAACAUUGAUGGGAUCGGAUAUGGUGAUGCAGAUGCAGGCCGGCUUAUCAAGAUCUAUGAUCCCGAAGUCGGUCGAAGGGUCAACCCCGCCGAGGACAAGCAUCGCGAACUGAUGCGCAGCCAGCAGACCGAUUCACUUGACCGUGACCGCAAGCCCAACGUGCACGUUCGAGAUAAGCUUAACCUGCUGCUUUCCAAGGGACCACUCGAAGAGAUCACAUCACACGAGCGUGACGAUAUCUGGAAGUUCAGAUACUUUUUGCUAAGAGACAAGCGAGCUCUGACCAAGUUUGUCAAGUGCGUUAACUGGAAGAACCCGCGAGAAGCGCGACAGGCUGCACCUUUACUCGAUAAAUGGGCAGAGAUAGAUGUCGACGACGCACUCGAGCUUCUUGGACCUCACUUCGACCAUCCUGUAGUGCGAAGCUACGCUGUGGAGCGACUGAAAAAGGCGGACGACGAAGAGCUCCAGCUCUACCUCCUUCAAUUAGUGCAAGCGCUCAAGUACGAGGCACCAGGCGAAGGCGAUGACUCGUCGUUAGCGCGCUUCCUGGUUACUCGUGCAGCCAACAGCUUUACAUUGGGCAACUUCCUGCAUUGGUAUCUCAUGGUGGAGAUCAGCGACUUUAGCACCGAUCAAGAACCAGAACAUCGUGAACUCUUCGCCAAGGUCGAGUACGACUUUAUGGUCGAGCUGGAGAAGACCCCUGAAGGUGUUGAGAUACGCAAGACGUUUCAACGUCAAGGCGAACUUCUCACCAUUCUGGCCAAGAUUUCAAAAGACGUGCGCUUCGGUGGGGGUGACCGAGCUGCAAAGCUUGCUCGUCUCAAGAAGGCAAUCGCUGACCCAAAGAACGAGCUUACUAACUUUGAUCCAUUACCUCUACCUCUGGACCCAUCUGUCUUCAUCACUGGUAUAUCGACAGAAGACUGCAACGUCUUGAAGUCGUCUUUACUGCCCAUGGUCCUCUCCUUCAAGACCACGACAUCGAAUCCAUAUCCCAUAAUCUUCAAGACUGGUGAUGAUCUGCGUCAAGAUCAACUCGUCAUUCAGAUCAUCACGUUGAUGGACCGCCUCCUUCGCAAAGAGAAUCUCGAUUUGAAGCUAACACCAUACCGUAUCUUAGCUACUUCUACCUCUGCUGGCGCUUUCCAAUUUGUCCCAUCGAUGAGCAUAGCAGCGGCGUGCCAAAAACACAAAGGUUCGCUACUCGCCUACCUACGCGCUAACAAUCCUGACGACAGCGCUCCCCUCGGUGUACGCAAGGACGCUAUGGAUACCUACAUCAAGUCUUGCGCCGGGUAUUGUGUGAUAACAUACCUCCUUGGAGUUGGCGAUCGCCACCUUGACAAUCUCUUGCUUGCUCCAUCGGGCGCUUUCUUCCACGUCGACUUCGGCUAUAUCCUCGGGCGAGACCCGAAACCCUUUGCACCAGCUAUGAAGCUUUGCCGUGAGAUGAUUGAAGGUAUGGGCGGCGUGCAGCACCCGAACUAUCUUAUCUUCAAAGAAUACUCAUACACGGCUUGGUCCACGCUGCGCAAGUCUUCGAACCUCAUACUCAACUUGUUUGCUCUCAUGCAAGGAGCGAAUAUCCCAGAUAUCAAGAUUGAGAGGGAGGGCAGCGUGAGGAAGGUCCAAGAGCGUAUGUGGCUGGGAAAGGGUGUGGGUGGGGCCAAGAACGAAGAUGAAGCAGCGAGAGAGUGGGAGGGGCUCGUCGAGGAGUCGCUAGGCGAUUGGAAAGCUGGGGUAAUUGACUGGGCUCAUGAGUUCGUUCAGACCUAUUGGCGGAAGUAA
Alternaria arborescens is the source of this 2709-nucleotide messenger RNA. RefSeq names its product Phosphatidylinositol 3-kinase, root isoform. The transcript has 3 exons. Gene Ontology annotation, biological process: autophagosome assembly; phosphatidylinositol-3-phosphate biosynthetic process; endocytosis. Gene Ontology annotation, cellular component: membrane; phosphatidylinositol 3-kinase complex, class III, type II; cytoplasm. The coding region runs from base 1 to 2709 and encodes 902 amino acids. Lineage: Eukaryota; Fungi; Ascomycota; Dothideomycetes; Pleosporales; Pleosporaceae. The record is from RefSeq and is a predicted model, not a curated record. Gene Ontology annotation, molecular function: 1-phosphatidylinositol-3-kinase activity.